CUUGUGGAGACUGGAAGAUGUAAUUUAUACAAUCCAGACAUCCUGCUUGUGCAUGGUCAUAGCGUGUACUUUGUAAAUCGCGACGGAAGAUCACCCACCUGGUGGUCAGUCUUCAGCCAUGUCUUUCAUCUUCGAGUGGCUCUACAACGGCUUCAGCAGCGUGCUGCAGUUUCUAGGUUUGUACAAAAAGUCUGGAAAACUUGUGUUCCUGGGCUUGGAUAACGCAGGCAAAACCACUCUGCUGCACAUGCUCAAAGAUGACAGGCUGGGUCAGCAUGUCCCGACGCUCCAUCCCACAUCAGAGGAGCUGACGAUUGCCGGAAUGACUUUUACGACUUUUGAUCUGGGUGGACACGAGCAAGCUCGCCGCGUCUGGAAGAACUACCUGCCGGCCAUCAACGGGAUCGUCUUCCUGGUGGACUGCGCCGACCACUCGCGUCUUAUGGAAUCCAAAGUUGAGCUUAACGCGCUAAUGACAGAUGAAACAAUAUCCAACGUGCCAAUCCUCAUCUUGGGUAACAAAAUCGACAGACCGGAGGCCAUCAGCGAGGAGAAACUGCGGGAGAUCUUUGGGCUCUACGGACAGACCACGGGAAAGGGGAACGUGCCGCUGAAGGACCUGAACGCGCGGCCCAUGGAGGUGUUCAUGUGCAGCGUGCUGAAGAGGCAAGGCUACGGCGAAGGCUUCCGCUGGCUAUCGCAGUACAUUGACUGACGCUCGGGCGGACCGAAAAAGAGUUUUACUCCCCCUGGACUUGAUCCUCUUCACCGCUCCCUACGGACUUUGCCACCAGAACACGGAAGGCUUUCCCCGCCGCGUUCCGGCGCUGACCAAGAGACUCCCGGAUUUCGGCUGCCCUAUCGCACAGUGGUGACACACGACUCUCUUCGGCGGCACCGCCUCCGCGCGCGGGUGCAAGGCGUCCCUCUCAGCUCGGUUACGGCGGGGCUGGUGGGGCCUGGGGAAGUAAAACGCUGCACGCUGCACUCUUUUGAACAGCUGAAAAAGAGAGCAGGUCUCACCACUGUGGCUAAUUGACUUAACAAAAAAAAAAAAAAAAAAAAGAAAAAAAAAAAAAAAGGAAAAAGCAAUUAUAUUUUUUAAAGAAAGUGUUAAUGUAAACAGUGUCCCUUCUAACUUUUUAGUUUAACGUUCAUCUUGUUUAGUCCGGAGUCUGGUUAGGGUUUUUUAAAAAUAUAUUUAACGGUAUUUAGAUAUUUCACAAAUUACUGAACCAAGGUAUCACGAUAUUAGAAGUCCUCAAUAAACAUAGCAUUUGGGCUUAACUGAGCUGUAGGGUGGCUGUGCUGUGUCACGGAGAGGGUGCCCUGGGGACCGAGGUGUGCAAUCUGACCUGCUUUUGGCUUACGGGGAUUUGUUUGGGGUUUUUUUGGUUUGUUGUUUUGGGGGGCGGUUUGUUUGUUUUGGUUUUUUUUUUUUCCCUUUAUUUGGAGGUGAGCCCGCCGGGUUUCGGGUUCCCCUGCAGCUGUCCGGGCCUCGAAUCCUCUUGGUUUGGGUGGUCGUAGCAUGGAAGUGUUUGAUGUUUGCGUGCCAUGAGGUUAUUAAUGUAGACUUGAACCCUAUUCUUUUAUAUGCGAUGGAUUUUUUUUUUUUUUUUUUUUUUUAAUUUUCUUUUUUCUUUUCUGUUGUCUGAAGUUUCAUUUCUGUCUGGCGCUCCUUUUCGGUUCAAUAAAGACGUGACUUUACCCUC
This is a messenger RNA of Tyto alba (common barn owl), 1712 nucleotides long. It is a transcript of the gene SAR1A, whose product is annotated as secretion associated Ras related GTPase 1A. The coding region runs from base 119 to 715 and encodes 198 amino acids. The record is from RefSeq and is a predicted model, not a curated record. Gene Ontology annotation, molecular function: GTP binding; GTPase activity. Lineage: Eukaryota; Metazoa; Chordata; Aves; Strigiformes; Tytonidae. The transcript is spliced from 7 exons. Gene Ontology annotation, biological process: membrane organization; vesicle organization; intracellular protein transport. Gene Ontology annotation, cellular component: COPII vesicle coat; endoplasmic reticulum exit site.